This is a messenger RNA of Acanthoscelides obtectus, 216 nucleotides long. The record is from the annotation of a GenBank genome assembly. NCBI's taxonomy places the organism in Eukaryota, Metazoa, Arthropoda, Insecta, Coleoptera, Chrysomelidae.
UAAGGCCUAAACACCCCGUGAGGCUAUAGGGGAAAGGGGGAACGCUACACGACUCUGGCGAGGGAACACGUGUGCAUGCAACAUGCACAUACUCUGGCCCCGCCUACGAGAUCCGCCGGGUGGUACCACCGCGUAUGACAGUCAGAGACCAUCUACCACCUACGGACAAUCACAACAUCCAUAGCCAAGAAAAAAGUUUCUCCUGGGACGGGAUUC